This is a messenger RNA of Suillus subaureus, 627 nucleotides long. RefSeq lists its product as uncharacterized. NCBI's taxonomy places the organism in Eukaryota, Fungi, Basidiomycota, Agaricomycetes, Boletales, Suillaceae. The transcript has a single exon. Bases 318 to 491 code for a protein of 57 amino acids. The record is from RefSeq and is a predicted model, not a curated record.
CCCGCUAACUCUCUGAGAACGAGGUGCACAUUGACUGCAGCCGAGUUUCAUCACCAUCACGGUGCAGACAUUGCAGUCGCCUUGCGCCUUCCCGCAUUCAUUCUGGCACCCUGAAAUCCUGUCUCUGAGAAAAAAUAUUUGGUAGCUUUGCGGCAUCGAUAUAAUGCCAUAGGGCGUGUUCUACUGCUUUCAUACAUGCAGACCGUCUAUGUAUUACACGCAUAUACUGACUCUUACGGGCGACUCGGGCUUAUGAGGGGUUGACGGAGGGGUGUGGUGAGAGCGGACUGGCGACACCGUCUGGCGAAAGUGAAUCAAUGGCGGGGGAUGGCGAAAGCGGACUAACAACGGAGGGUACACCUUCGCGCGCGUCCUUGAAGAGAUACGUGUGCUACAGGCACGGAUCGAAAAGUUGUAUGAGUGAGGGGCUUUGGGGAGGAGUUGAAUGCAAACUGAUGCGCUGGUUUUUUCUUAGGUUGGGAUUUUUGUGAGGGGGACACGAGAUAUUAUGGGAUCCGUGUCCCAGGUAGCAAAAAGUAAGUACAAGAAGUCAUAUCCAUUCAGAACACCAAAUAGAUAGCGUAACAAGACUAAAUAUCACAACGAAAGAAAGAAAUAUACAUGCUA